Cyphellophora attinorum is the source of this 1230-nucleotide messenger RNA. Its product is annotated as Elongator complex protein 4. Gene Ontology annotation, biological process: tRNA wobble uridine modification. NCBI's taxonomy places the organism in Eukaryota, Fungi, Ascomycota, Eurotiomycetes, Chaetothyriales, Cyphellophoraceae. Gene Ontology annotation, cellular component: cytoplasm; transcription elongation factor complex; elongator holoenzyme complex. The coding region runs from base 1 to 1230 and encodes 409 amino acids. The transcript has 2 exons. The record is from RefSeq and is a predicted model, not a curated record.
AUGUCCUUUCGCAAGCGUAAUAUCGGACUCUCGAACAACACAGAGUCCACUAGCAAACCUUCACCGUCGACGCCCAAAGUCCAAGUCCCCGGCGUCAGACCGUCCGCAAUAGAUGGCAGGCCGGUGACAUCGACUGGCACGGCAUCGUUGGAUGCUCUGCUUGCUGGACAUGGGGGCCUGGCACUUGGUUGCUCAUUCUUGAUUGAAGAGAACGGAGCAACAGACUAUGCAGGUGCUUUGUUGAAGUUCUAUGCCGCGGAAGGUGUUCUCCAGGGUCACCAUGUCCACGUCCUGGGCUUGCCUGAGUCGUGGGGACGAGAUCUGCCAGGUACAGCUCGAGAAUCGUCAAGGGUCAAGGACUCAGGUACGAGUGGAGAGAAGAUGAAGAUUGCUUGGCGAUAUGAGAGUCUUGGGCAAUUUGGCGCCGGCUCCACUGGGUCAAGAGGACCUCCUCCUAGACAGCCACCUCUGGGCUCAGAAGCAAGUCAGCCUCCGACAGAGAGGCUGUACAACCACACUUUCGACCUAACGAAACGUCUAGCCCAUCCGUCAGAAACAUCUCUGACGUUUCAUCCGUUCUCACAAACGCCUACGCCGUCUCACUCGCCCUUUCUUGCCAUCAUCAACGGUCUCAAGGACUCGAUAAAUGCCAACAACAGCAUACCACACCGUCUGAUCGUUCCCUCCCUCCUUUCACCACUCCUCUACCCACCCAACGCCUCCCAGCCUCAGCACCUCCUUUCCUUUCUACACAGCCUUCGCGCCCUUCUAGCCCUCAACGCCUCAACGAAAGUCCUCACAAUCAUCACUAGCAUUCCUCUACCACUCUCUCCACGAAAUACAGGCCUCACACGCUGGAUCGAGCUCCUUCACGACGGCGUGAUCGAGCUCUCACCCUUCCCACACUCGACUGAUACGCUCUUUGCCGCGUCAUCACAGGCCAGUAAAGCGGCGGCUGCUGCAGGCGAUGAGCCGCCGCAAGGACUGUUGAAGAUCCACAAGUUGCCGGUGUUCACAGAUCGGGCGAGCGGAGUGAGAAGCGAGGACGGAGGGGACGAUUGGGCGUUCACGUUGAGCAGAAGAAAGUUUGCGAUUCAGGCUUGGAGGCUGGGGCCUGUGGACGGAGACCCAGGCGAAGAGGCAGAGCCGGGAGGCACACACAGCCAUGGAGACGAGCCUCGGGAAGGGAAGCGAAAGAAAGGGAAGAAAGCGGAGGGGAUGGACUUCUGA